Quercus robur (English oak) is the source of this 2052-nucleotide messenger RNA. Its product is annotated as D-xylose-proton symporter-like 3, chloroplastic. The record is from RefSeq and is a predicted model, not a curated record. The transcript is spliced from 14 exons. Gene Ontology annotation, cellular component: membrane. Lineage: Eukaryota; Viridiplantae; Streptophyta; Magnoliopsida; Fagales; Fagaceae. The coding region runs from base 70 to 1752 and encodes 560 amino acids. Gene Ontology annotation, molecular function: transmembrane transporter activity. Gene Ontology annotation, biological process: transmembrane transport.
CUAAACUACUACAUAGAGAACAAGAUAAGAAAGCGGGGAUCAACGGCCUGAACACACUUCGUUCCUCAUAUGGCUUACUGUGCAUCAACUCAGUCUCUCUUCAACCUCAAGCUCUCACCCUCACACCGAUCAAAGCCAUCACAGGCUCUAAUCUCUUACACUAAUCUAAGAACACUGACACACCCAUCUUCUUCAACAAAUAUCACUCGUUUCAAGGCCAGUUUUUCCAUAUUUCCAAAACUUCCUGUGCUCUCUGCUCGUAGACGCAAAUUCAAUGUUGGAGUUCAGAAAGAGUAUGCUUCUGGGGAAGAGAAUGAGUCGCUUGUAACUGACGCAACGUCUGAGGAUAAUUUUUCUUGGACCUCUGUGAUAUUGCCGUUUCUGUUCCCAGCCUUGGGAGGCUUGUUAUUUGGGUAUGACAUUGGUGCCACUUCUAGUGCUACCCUUUCAUUGCAGUCACCUGAGCUUAGUGGAACAACUUGGUUCAACCUUUCAGCCAUUCAGAUUGGACUUGUGGUCAGUGGAUCCCUUUAUGGAGCUCUUCUUGGUUCCAUUCUCGUCUACUCAAUUGCAGAUUUCCUUGGGAGGCGGCGACAACUAAUCAUAGCAGCUGUACUAUAUGCGCUUGGUGGACUGACCACUGCAAAUGCUCCAGGCCUCGGAGUCCUUUUAGCUGGACGGCUGCUCUAUGGCCUGGGUAUUGGCUUGGCCAUGCAUGGAGCUCCUCUUUACAUUGCAGAAACUUGCCCAUCUCAGAUUCGUGGAACUCUAGUAUCUUUAAAGGAGCUCUUCAUAGUUCUGGGUAUUCUGUUGGGUUAUUUUGUUGGAAGCUUUCAAAUUGAUGUAGUCGGAGGGUGGCGUUAUAUGUUUGGAGUCAGUGCACCAGUAGCUUUACUUAUGGGACUAGGCAUGUGGAGUCUUCCUCCAUCUCCACGCUGGUUACUUCUUAGGGCCGUACAAGGUAAAGGGUCUUUACAAGACUACAAAGAGAAAGCCGUUCUUGCGCUGAGCAGAUUAAGAGGCCGGCCUCCUAGUGACAAAUUGUCUGAGAGGCAAAUAGAAGACAAUUUUGUCUCUUUGAAAACUACCUACGCAGAUCAGGAAUCAGAGGGGAGUAUUUUGGAGGUAUUUCAAGGCCCAAGUUUGAAAGCAUUCAUAAUAGGUGGAGGUUUGGUCCUUUUCCAACAGAUAACUGGGCAACCAAGUGUUCUGUAUUAUGCUGGUCCAAUCCUUCAGACUGCUGGAUUCUCUGCGGCCUCUGAUGCUACCCGAGUUUCAGUUGUAAUUGGUGUGUUCAAGUUUCUGAUGACAUCGGUAGCUGUCUUAAAAGUAGAUGAUCUGGGGAGAAGACCCCUGCUAAUUGGAGGUGUCAGCGGAAUUGCUAUUUCUUUAGUUCUCCUUUCUGCUUAUUACAGAUUUCUGGGAGGGUUCCCUCUUGUUGCUGUAGCUGCCCUACUUCUCUAUGUUGGUUGCUACCAGAUAUCAUUUGGGCCAAUCAGCUGGCUUAUGGUGUCAGAGAUAUUCCCACUUCGCACAAGAGGGAGAGGGAUUAGUCUUGCAGUUCUUACUAACUUUGGUUCUAAUGCUAUUGUAACCUUUGCAUUCUCACCAUUGAAGGAAUGGCUAGGAGCGGAAAACCUUUUCCUUCUUUUUGGGGCUAUUGCUUUGUUGUCACUAUUGUUUGUCAUACUUGUUGUCCCAGAAACAAAAGGUUUGAGCUUGGAAGAGAUUGAAUCCAAAGUUUUGAAGUGAAACCUCGUACCAGAUCGAAUAACUAGCUGAGCUUCAAAUGCACCAAGAAUUUUGGUUAUUCUGUGAAAUUGUACCUAGCAUGGCUUGGAAGGUCAUAUGUUUCAACUACAGUGAGUAAUCUGUCUUACCAUUACAAAAAAGAAACCUCAUUAUUGUACAUUAAUGCAGCUAAAGAAAUUGUGACUAUAAGUAAAGACUAAGGGCUUUUCAGCUAAAACACUAAUUAGCUGGUCAUAUAGAGGUCCUCUACCAGAAGAGGUGUAAAAUAAAGUUCAUAUUACUAACCAAUUUGUGAUUCCA